CUAGCUGCCCACCUCUCUUAGUUUUCCGCCUUCGACUUCCCUAAGGGCAUUUCCGGUUCCGGCUGCGGGCCGGAGAAGAUAUGGCGGCGUCAGCGUCUGCAGCUGCAGGGGAGGAGGACUGGGUCCUUCCCUCUGAGGUUGAAGUGUUAGAGUCCAUCUAUCUGGAUGAACUACAGGUGAUUAAAGGAAAUGGCAGAACUUCACCGUGGGAGAUCUACAUCACUUUGCAUCCUGCCACUGCAGAGGACCAGGAUUCACAGUAUGUCUGCUUCACUCUGGUGCUUCAGGUCCCAGCAGAGUAUCCCCAUGAGGUGCCACAGAUCUCUAUUCGAAAUCCCCGAGGACUCUCAGAUGAACAGAUCCACACGAUCUUACAGGCGCUGGGCCAUGUGGCCAAGGCUGGGCUGGGCACUGCCAUGCUCUAUGAACUCAUUGAGAAAGGGAAGGAAAUUCUCACAGAUAACAACAUCCCUCAUGGCCAGUGUGUCAUCUGCCUCUAUGGUUUCCAGGAGAAGGAGGCCUUUACCAAAACACCCUGUUACCACUACUUCCACUGCCACUGCCUUGCUCGGUACAUUCAGCACAUGGAGCAAGAGCUGAAGGCACAAGGACAGGAGCAGGAACGGCAGCAUGCUGCAACCAAACAGAAGGCAGUCGGUGUGCAGUGUCCGGUGUGCAGAGAGCCCCUCAUAUAUGAUCUUGCCUCGCUGAAAGCAGCCCCUGAACCCCAACAGCCCAUGGAGCAGUACCAGCCCAGUGCAGAGAGCCUGCGCCAGCAAGAAGAACUCAAGCGGCUCUACCAGAGGCAGCAGGAGCGGGGGGGCAUCAUUGACCUCGAGGCUGAGCGAAACCGAUACUUCAUCAGCCUUCAGCAGCCUCCUGCCCCUGUGGAACCUGAGUCAGCUGUAGAUGUCUCCAAAGGAUCCCACCCGCCCAGCACCCUUGCAGCAGAUCUGUCCACCUCACCAGCCGUCCAAUCCACCUUGCCAGCUCCUCUGCCUGUGGCCACCCAGUACAUGUGUGAGAAGAUUCCAGGGGCUGGGCCAAAUCAGCAAAGGUUGGGCGAAACCCAGAAAGCUGUGCUAGAUCCCCCCAAGCCCAGUCGAGGUCCCUGGCGACAGCCUGAACGGAGGUACCUGAAGGGAGGGGAGUGCCAUGCCCCCAAAGGUACCUGUAACACCAAAGAACUGCCACCUCCUGAGGGGCCCCUCAAGGAGCCCAUGGACCUAAAGCCAGAACCCCAUAGUGAAGGGGUUGAAGGUCCUCCCCAAGAGAAGGGGCCUGGCAGCUGGCAGGGCCCCCCACCCCGCAGGACUCGGGACUGUGCUCGCUGGGAGCGCUCCAAAGGCCGGACCCCGGGUUCUUCCUACCCCCGCCUGCCUCGGGGCCAGGGAGCAUACCGGCCUGGUACUCAGAGGGAGCCCCUAGGCCUGGAAUCUGAGGAUGGUUCCUAGCAGGACUUGGCAGGGACAGGGAAAUUGGGGAUGGAAGGGGAAUAAUAAAGAUAUUUGACCUUG
Messenger RNA from Callithrix jacchus (white-tufted-ear marmoset), 1517 nucleotides. RefSeq names its product ring finger protein 25 (gene RNF25). NCBI's taxonomy places the organism in Eukaryota, Metazoa, Chordata, Mammalia, Primates, Cebidae. Gene Ontology annotation, biological process: protein ubiquitination. The record is from RefSeq and is a predicted model, not a curated record. Gene Ontology annotation, molecular function: ubiquitin protein ligase activity; protein binding. Gene Ontology annotation, cellular component: nucleus.